AUGUUUUUUUCUUGCUCAAAGAUUAAAUACUUCAGCCUAGAGCAGUUCGAGAAGCGCGAGAAGCAUGCUCGAGAACGCGCAGCUGCUGAAAACGACCUAGAGGGUUACGCUUUCGAGGUUACCCAAUUGUUAGAGAAUGAAGAAUUUUUGAAGCAUGCAACAGAAGAGGAGAAGAACAAGAUUGGCGAGGAGUGCAAACGUAUCCGAACUUGGCUAGAGGAUGAUACUACACCUGAGACGAAGACUUCAGACUUUACCAAACACCAUGUGACUUUGAAAGCGCUGGUGCGGCCGGUUAAAAAGAGGGUUGAAGAGGCAAAGACUCUUCUGCCUGCUAUAACAAACCUAGAAUCGUUAAUAAACUCAUCUAGAAUUAUGUCGAAAAUGGGUGGAGAUGAUGAGAAGUCGCUAUUCAACAAGACGGACGCUGACGCAUUCGCAAAGAAGCUGGAUAAAGUAGAAACUUGGCUGAAAGAGAAGAAAGAAGCACAAGCGAAACGACAACCUUAUGAAGACCCAGUUCUAUUGACGAGUGAAGUAGCUGUCAAGUUAAAAUCCUUGGAUCGUGAGCUAGGCGCAUUUAUGAAGAAGAUGAGGCAGACAAAGCUCGAAGAUCUCGAGAAAAUGAUGAAAAAGAAAGACGCCGACGGAAAGGAGAAAACAGAAAAUACAACAGAUAACGAGAAAGAGGGCGAGAAGUCUAAGAAGGAGGAAGGAGAAGCGAAGAAAGAAGAGCAAGUGAAGAAUGAAGAAGAGCAGCGAAAAGAGGAAGGGGAACAAAAGGAGGAAAAAGAUGAGAAAGAAGUCGUUAAUCACACUAAGGAGAAAGCUGUUAAGAUAGAGCUGUAG
Messenger RNA from Strongylus vulgaris, 849 nucleotides. NCBI's taxonomy places the organism in Eukaryota, Metazoa, Nematoda, Chromadorea, Rhabditida, Strongylidae. The record is from the annotation of a GenBank genome assembly.